Messenger RNA from Acyrthosiphon pisum (pea aphid), 596 nucleotides. RefSeq lists its product as uncharacterized. The record is from RefSeq and is a predicted model, not a curated record. Bases 85 to 588 code for a protein of 167 amino acids. Lineage: Eukaryota; Metazoa; Arthropoda; Insecta; Hemiptera; Aphididae. The transcript is spliced from 2 exons.
GGGCAUAUCUUAUCAUUUAUAUUAGAUACGGUCCAGUACAAACGCAUUAUAUUUCUUGAGACGGAAUUUCAUAAAAUAUCCAGUAUGGUGUAUCGCGGAGAAAAUGUGCUAGUAAUAGAGUCAAAAUGUCAGGACGGAUGCAGAGUACUGUUAAAUCGGGAGGACUUUAUUAAGCUUCAAUAUCUUGAAUGUAGUAUUUUUGAAAGUAUUGUACGGAAAGAAGUAAACACUGCUCCAUUAAUUACAAGACAGUUCGACGAUUUUGCAAUGUAUCUACAUGAGAAAUCUGCUCACCUUAAAUCACCACCGAAAAAUUUAGAAGAGAUGUUAAUAUUCAUUAAAAACGUACAAGACGAUCGAACGGAGAUAAUUUACCCAAACAUGAUCGGUCAAAUACAAAUGUAUGCAACCGUACAACUAGCUGAAACUGUGUUACAACAGUUGGCGCAUGAGUUACAAAAUGUUGAAAUGGAUACACCAAGCUAUUCGCCGGUCAGCAAUAUAUUCAGCAUGCACGACGUUUCAUCUGCACGUGAUGGAUUUAAUCAGCCUAAGGAUGAUAUUUUAGCUAAGGUAAUUUAUAUAUAAACAUAUUU